Messenger RNA from Rhodamnia argentea, 1704 nucleotides. RefSeq lists its product as uncharacterized. The record is from RefSeq and is a predicted model, not a curated record. The coding region runs from base 110 to 1519 and encodes 469 amino acids. Lineage: Eukaryota; Viridiplantae; Streptophyta; Magnoliopsida; Myrtales; Myrtaceae. The transcript has 2 exons.
UUAGCAGAGGCGUCAAGAGAACCCUCAAAGUUCGCGACGCGCCCUCUCGCCGGAAUCGCUUCGCGGUCGUCACUCCAGUGUCUCCGAAGAGGACGGCGACAUCCGUACAAUGGAGCGAGCGCAAGCAGAGACGGCGACGGUGAUGCAGCCCUACGAGCUCUCUUACUCCGAUCUCGUCCUCCUGUCCUCACCGCCGUCGUCGCCUUCUUCCUCGUCGGAGGCGGAGCUUCAGCGGCUCGAUUCGAUCCGGAGGAGCGUGAUGGAGGCUCUCGGCCCCGCCGGCCCCGGUCUGCUGUGCGUGAGGGACGUAGCCGAAGCUUCCGCUCUCCGCCGUAAGCUCCUUCCUCUCUCUCGCCGUCUCGCUCUUCUCGACCCCGAGCGUCGCAGGCGCAUUCUCCAGGCUCAUCAACUGGGGACUGAUGUUCCCAAGAAGGAUCCCUAUAGGAGUGUCUCCUCUUUUGCUAUGCAACUGAGAUAUGCUCAAGGUGCAGAGCUUGCUCAAAGCAAAGCAAUAAGUAACAUGAAUAGUUUAGAUUCAGAAAUGGACAAUCUUAACUUGGAUAUUACAAUGGAAUUUCAGGACAAAGAGUUUGAUCAUCUUGGAUUUUUCUUCAAGAAGCUAGGUUCCUUGAUGAUGGAACUCGGGCUUGGUCUUGCACGAAUAUGUGAUGGGGCCAUUGGUGGCCAUGAGUUAGAACAAAGCUUAGUGGAAUCGUGCGCUGCUAAAGGCCGUCUUAUUCACUACCAUUCAAGGGCAGAAAACCUUGUUCUCAAACAAGAUGGUAGAAGACUCGGAUCCAAGCAAGGAAUUGCUAAACAAAAGAAGGUAGAUGAUCAUGCUUUCUGUAAUGGAAGAGAACCACAGCCAAUUCCUCAGAAGAAGACAAAUGGUGGUGAAGGCAAGUCUUGUGGGUCCAAUUCCAAUCUAUGGCAGCAGUGGCAUUAUGACUAUGGCAUUUUCACUGUUCUAACAGCUCCUAUGUUUCUUUCACCUGCUUUUCCACCAGAGCUGAAUUCCGAUCGUGAAACUUCGGUGGCCAGUGUUGAAGAGGGCCCUUACCCGGAUGGUCUGACAUACUUGCAAAUUCUCAAUCCCAUUAGGAAUGGUAUCUUAACGGUGAAGACAUCUCCUGAAAGUUUCAUAAUUCAAGUGGGUGAAGCGGCUAAUGUCUUGUCCAGGGGGAAGCUACGCUCAAGCCUUCACUGUGUGCGCAGACCACCAAAAGUUGAUAAUGUGAGCAGAGAAACUUUUGUUGUGUUCUUGCAGCCUGCAUGGAGUAAAACUUUAUCUCUAUCUGAUUAUCCGAUGGAUCAGUUAUCAUACCCUGAAGUAGCUACUGAUAAUAUUUGUCUCACUGAGCAAAAAAGGACGCAACUGAUUGAUGAAAUCCAAAAAACAGUUCCUCCCCUUUUCUUACGAUUGAAAGAUGGGAUGACUUUUGCUGAAUUUUCGCGGGAAACUACGAAGCAAUACUAUGGUGGCAGUGGCUUGCAGUCCAAUAGAUUGUCGGAUCUUUGAUGGUGAUUUACUGCAUAUUUUCAGCAUAACAUUUGCUUUGUCAGAUUUUCUCCCUUUGAUGUGCAUGGGGAUUUUUUUCCCUCAUAUUGUGUUACCCCUCUUGAUAGAUGCAAGGCUUUAUACUGACAUUCUCCCUUUCAAACACCUGGAUAACUGAAUAUUGUCUAAAAACACUGUCAGAGAUG